AUGCGGUCCUCCUCCGGGGAGCUCAACCCCAGGCGCGGUCGUCGGCUGACCGCCUCAGCCACCGCCGACCUCGAGGCUGGUGAGCCCGAACCCAAGCUUCAACCCCUGGAGGGCCGCGAGCUGCUCAUGAGGGUUCUGCCGUGCGUGCUCGUCGCGAGCCUCGGCGCGUUCUCCUUCGGCUACCACCUCGGCAUCGUCAACCCCGCGCUGGACAACCUCGCGAGGGACCUCGGUAUCGCCCUCAACACGCAGUUGAAAGGCCUCGUGGUUUCGACCGUGCUUGUCGGCGCCACGGUGGGUUCUUCGUACAGCGGUCGUAUCGCCGACAGCGUCGGGAGGAGGGCGGCUUUGGUUGGCACGGCGGCUCCGCUCGUCCUUGGCAGCAUUCUCUGCGGCACGGCGGCGAACGUGUGGUUCAUGCUCGUCGGCCGUCUGCUCGCCGGCUGGGGUAUCGGCGCGGCGUCCAACCUUGUGCCAAUGUACAUCGCCGAGGUGUCCCCCAAACAGCUCAGAGGCACGCUGGGUUCGCUGAAUCAGCUCAUGAUCUGCAUCGGCAUCCUCGUCGCCGUCAUCGCCGGGAUGCCCCUCGCUUCUGAUCCGAACCACUGGCACAACAUGUUCCUAUUCGCGGCGGUACCCGGGCUCCUGCAAGGCGUGUUCAUGACCGUCGUCCCGGAAUCGCCCGGGUGGCUGAGGCGUAACGGGAAGGUUGCCGAGGCAGCCGCGGCGGAGACGGCGCUGUGGGGCGCGCCGGACGUGAGCGGUGGCGACGACAAGGACGACAAGGACGAGAAGAAGGUGUCCACCGCAGAGCUUUUUGCGCCCGCUAACCGAAGGGCGGUCACGAUCGGCACGGGUCUGUUUUUCCUGCAGCAGAUGUCGGGCGUGAACGCGAUUGUUUACUUCUCCAGCGCCAUGUUUGUCGCCGCGGGGGUUGAAUCCGCAGUUGCGGCGUCAGUCGCCGUCUGCGCGACCAACGUCGUAGCGACUAUUCUGAGUGGCCAGGCUCUCGACCGGCUCGGACGCAAACCUCUACUCACGGGAUCUUUCAUCGGCAUGGGCAUCAGUUGUCUGGUCAUGAGCUACGCGAUGGCGAAUCAGGGGACUUGGGCACUAGCUGGUCCCGUCGCCGUCAUCGCCGUGAUGUCGUACAUUGCCUCGUUUGGAAUGGGAUGCGGACCUAUCCCUGGUCUGCUCUCUUCCGAAAUCUUCAACCCUCGUAUUCGCGGCGCCGGGAUGUCACUGUGCUUUACGACGCACUGGGUGUUCAACUUUGUCAUCGGUCAGGCUUUCUUGCCGGUGGUCGAGGCUGUUGGCGGUCCCGCGGUGUUUAUCGGUUUCGCUGGCGUCUGCGCUCUUUCGGUCCUCUUCGUUAAGGCUCAGGUCGUUGAGACGAAGGGCAAGUCGCUCGAUGUCAUCACAAAAGAGCUAGCGGCAGCGAAGUGA
Messenger RNA from Micromonas commoda, 1446 nucleotides. RefSeq names its product major facilitator superfamily. The transcript has a single exon. Gene Ontology annotation, biological process: monosaccharide transmembrane transport. Gene Ontology annotation, molecular function: hexose transmembrane transporter activity. The record is from RefSeq and is a predicted model, not a curated record. Lineage: Eukaryota; Viridiplantae; Chlorophyta; Mamiellophyceae; Mamiellales; Mamiellaceae. Gene Ontology annotation, cellular component: membrane. Bases 1 to 1446 code for a protein of 481 amino acids.